This is a messenger RNA of Haemonchus placei, 369 nucleotides long. The record is from the annotation of a GenBank genome assembly. Lineage: Eukaryota; Metazoa; Nematoda; Chromadorea; Rhabditida; Trichostrongylidae.
AUGGGUGUUGAACUCAGUAUAAAACCACCGAACUGCGAUAUCUCCGUUGCUGGUGGUACGAAGAGGUACACACUGGUAAACCAUUGCGCUCUUGUUCUGGCCUACAGGGUGAGUUCCAAGUGGAUUAUUAUAAACCCUGGUUCUAACUAUUCUGUGCCAGAAAACCAGUUGUAUGGCCUAAUUAAAGUCGGAUACACAGCUGAAAUGGAAAUAACGAGAAAGAAAGCGCCACCCAAAGCGGACAAAUUGAUGGUCCAGUAUGCAUCUGUGAAAGCGGACGAGACUGACCCAAAGAAGGCUUUCGCCAGUGGAAAGCCAGUAGGAGAACUUACCGGAGAGACAAUGAUGAAGCUGAUUGCGUCGGAAUGA